AGCAAGCAAUGACGUCCACCGCACAUCCCUGCCAUCCCUCCCUCCCUCCACUCACUCCACUCACCCCCUAGCUUAGCUGUAUCAGCAUGCUCUAUACACACCAACACCCACACCAUCGCAGGCAGACGCACCUGACUUCUGAGAGAGUACUGACUGGGUGGAGGGAAGGGUGCACACAGCCAGCCAAGAACCAUCAUCGCCCGAGCAAAAGGCGACGAGAGCAAGAAACGACUCAAGAGGAGAAAAGAGAGACCAGUGUGUGUUGCUUGCUUACUCUACCAGACACCCACCCACCCCCGAUGACACCGACAGAAAAACGUCCAAAACACGGCGCGGUUCAUCCAUCCAUCCAUCCAUCUAUCCAUCGCUCAGGCGAACUAUUAGGCUGCGACAGCAACACUUCCCUCAGUUCCUGCCUCAUCGGCAACGGCAGAACCUCCCUCCCCCUCCCCCUUGUCGAUGCCUUGCACAUCAUCACUGCCCUGGCCAUCUCUGAUAUCAUCGCCCGUCUCGUCUACUGCAGUGUCGUUGUCAGAGUGCACCCCGGCAGCGAGCGCCUCAUCUGCUCUAAUAAGGGCAGGACGCUCCGGUGCCGGUGCAGCGUCAGAGGCAUUCCUCGGGGGCUCAGGCGGUGCCAAAAUGUCCGCCUGACCCACCGCCGGUGUGCCGCUUUCUUGUUUGCUGCUUGCGGUUUUCUGCCGUGACGCAGCAUCAUCAGUCGACUCGCGUCUUGUUCUUGUCUGCCCAUUCUGCCCUUUCAGAGCCGUCUUGCUCGCCUUGCUCCUGCCGGUUCUCUGGCGCCGGUCGGGCCUGGUCGAGGGCGAGGGUGUGGACGAUGCCCGCAGCACAUUCGGGACCUUCCAGAGAAGCGUCCGCAGCUCUGAGCCCGCGACGGUCAUGGGUGCGAAGAGGGUGGCCUCGUGCAGCCGGUGGUGGUGGUCGUUGGGCUCCUCAUGCUCUGGAAUCUGGCGUAUCUUGAGGGGCAUGAGGAACUGAAGUAUGACGACGGCCCCAAUGGUUGUGAUAAUCAAGCGCAGCAGCUGGCCUGGAGUCAUCCUCGAUAGCAGCACCAGGGGGGAGGUGAUGGCCUGGGGGGAGGGGGAGGCGGAUGGUGACGACGAGAGAGGCAGGAAAGCCUCGCCUUGCGCGGCAUAGUAGGUGUGAAGAAAUCGAAUGAGCAUCAAAAUGCGGACUUCGUCGAACACGACGAGGAGUUGAA
Messenger RNA from Vitrella brassicaformis, 1219 nucleotides. The record is from the annotation of a GenBank genome assembly. Lineage: Eukaryota; Vitrellaceae.